ACUUUAGAAAAUGAAUUAAUUUUCAUUUUCAUUCUUCACGACGACAAAUUCGAGUGACUCCUUGAUAAGUAAUCCAAUGAGAAGAAUAUAUAUUUCCGGAAAUAAACUAUUCCACAACCAGAUUAUUGCGGAAAAAUUAUUCCAUGCCAGAAAAUUGCGGAUAUAUUUGAAAUUUUUACCGUUAUAAAUAUCAAAGUAAGAAUUUAAUCUUAUGUUAUUAAAAUUAAAUUCUUCAUGAUUUAAUGAUUAAGAUAAUAAAUUAUAAUGCUAAAUACAUUAUAUUUUCACUUCUUAUGACAUUUCGUAAUUAAAACUAAAAUUUGCAAAAUAUUUUGUCACGCAUUUAA
Clunio marinus is the source of this 347-nucleotide messenger RNA. NCBI's taxonomy places the organism in Eukaryota, Metazoa, Arthropoda, Insecta, Diptera, Chironomidae. The record is from the annotation of a GenBank genome assembly.